This is a messenger RNA of Bipolaris sorokiniana ND90Pr, 1749 nucleotides long. RefSeq lists its product as uncharacterized. The record is from RefSeq and is a predicted model, not a curated record. Lineage: Eukaryota; Fungi; Ascomycota; Dothideomycetes; Pleosporales; Pleosporaceae. Gene Ontology annotation, molecular function: L-pipecolate oxidase activity; proline dehydrogenase activity; flavin adenine dinucleotide binding. Bases 70 to 1404 code for a protein of 444 amino acids. The transcript is spliced from 2 exons.
CUUGUACAUCUCUGCUUCAUACUUUUUUGCUUUUUAUUUUGCAUAUAGUUCUUUUUCAAACUGUGCCCAAUGGCUCCCUCUACAAUCUCCAAUAUACCCUCAUCCAUUCUAAUCGUCGGAAGUGGCGCAUUUGGCCUUUCAACUGCUUACUCUCUAUGUCAAAACCCUCAGUACAAAGAUACCUCAAUCACUGUUGUAGAUCGACAGCCCUUUCCUGCACCGGACGGCUCGAGCAUUGAUACCUCGCGCAUCAUACGCCCCGACUAUGCCGCCGCGCGCUACACCCGCCUAGCAACUAUUGCGCAGAACCGCUGGCGAACCGAUUUUGCGACGGAACACUACCAUGAAGUCGGACUGUGUGUAACUGCCUGGGGGCCGGAACAACAGUACGUGCCAAACUCGUUGGCAAAUGUCCGGGCAAUAGGAACAGACAAGGUUGAGGUCCUUAACUCGGCUGAAGAAAUACAAAGAGCAUGUGGUCUUGAAGGCAAUGCUCCAUGGGGCAACGGAUCCACAGGAUAUGUCAACUGGAGUUCUGGCUGGGCUGAUGCUGAGGGAGCCAUGAUUUGGUUGCGGGAAAAGGUCGAAAGUUUGAAUCGAGUCAAGUUCGUCACCAAACCGGUGAAGAAGUUGCUGAUCAACCAUAAGACCAGCACUGUGUCUGGCGUCCGGUUCAACGAUUCGAGUGAGCUGAAGGCCGACUUGACAGUACUGGCAGCAGGCGCAUGGACAGCGUCGCUCAUAGAUCUACGGGGCAUCUGCAAAGCGACAGGACAGGCUAUAUGCUAUAUGCCAAUAUCCGAGGAAGAGGAAGCAAAAAUGGCCAACAGGCCAACUCUCUUGAAUCUCUCACAUGGACUUUUCAUGAUUCCGCCCUCUAAGAGGUUGCUCAAGGUAGCGCGCCACGGUCAUGGCUACAUUAAUCCGACGACCAUCCCGCAUCCCGAGUCAGACGACCCGAAUGAGACAAUCACAGUAUCUUUGCCCUACACAGGUGUCGAUGACCCGACACAAGCUGUUCCGGUAGAGGGUCAACGCCAAUGUCGCGACUUCCUCAAGGCAAUACAUCCCUCGAUUGCUACGCCCUCACGGCCGUUUACCAAAUCGAAGAUCUGCUGGUACACGGACACAAGGAAUGGCGACUUCUUGAUAUCAUACCACCCCAAGUAUAGCGGUCUAUUUGUCGCCACGGGUGGUUCAGGCCAUGGCUUCAAGUUUCUGCCCGUCAUUGGUGACAGCAUUGUAGAAUGUCUGCAAGGUCGAACACCCGAGGAUUUCAAGGGACUUUGGGAUUGGCCCGCUGAGCGCAUUCCUGAGAAGCAGUGGCCGGGUGAUGGAAGCCGUGGUGGUCCUGUUGGAUUGGUGCUACGAGAGGAGAUGGAGAAGAGCAGGGGAAAGCUGUAGAUGCGAUUAUGUCCAUGAUGCAGGAUUACUUUGUUUCUCUACUAGGUCCGAAGUUAAAACUUGUGAGGCACCUCAGUACUCGAACUCCUACAGAAGCGGUUUCUCUCGGGAAGAAUAAAAGUCCACUGCACUUGCUGAAAUUCGCAGCCUUCAUGACUUUACGUUUACUCCGCAUACUUGCCCAAGAUACAGUCAAGACCGUGGCUGAUCAACUCAUUACGUCCUAUUUCGGGGCGCCUGAAAAUACAUCAUCAGACUUAGCAAAGCCCUGCGUCUCUCAGAUAAUCAGAUGGAAAUGCAAAGGUUGGCCUCGAAUUAGAUAAAAUAAUCAAACUCAAUAUCACU